Molecule: messenger RNA, 474 nt
Organism: Giardia duodenalis
Lineage: Eukaryota; Fornicata; Diplomonadida; Hexamitidae
Exons: 1
Coding region: 1-474 (157 amino acids)
Source: RefSeq, a predicted model, not a curated record
AUGCAUCCCCCGAAGCCUCGUAAGGCUGCAGGUGAGUACCCGCAGCCCCGAGCACCUUCGCAUCCGCGGCCAAAGAGCCUGCCACAAACACAGGAGAGCCAAUUAUUAAAGGCGUUCUGCUAUGCAAGAGAUAACUACGGGGAAUAUCUCAAUGAUCUGGCAGCAGCAAAAAGGCUUCGAGCACAGUAUGGUCCUAGUUUUGAUUAUAUUCUCGAGCGGAUGACGAACCUGAAAGACAUGCUGCCCACGUCUAUACAAGCCAAUGUCCAGCACAGCACCCCAGGAAACCGUGGGCGUAAGCCGGCUAACCGAGACAAGCUGAUAUUGCCUACGACCAAAAGCUCAUGCUAUCUUCGAUUGGGACACGAUGCUACCUCCAUUGUAGACUCUAUAUCUUUGACCAAAAACGCGGUUAACAUAGCAACCAAUGACGGCAUUGUAAGUAUUAGGUCUCGAAUUCUAACCCAGGGGUAA